Molecule: messenger RNA, 1912 nt
Organism: Xiphophorus hellerii (green swordtail)
Lineage: Eukaryota; Metazoa; Chordata; Actinopteri; Cyprinodontiformes; Poeciliidae
Product: natural killer cells antigen CD94-like
Exons: 6
Coding region: 78-869 (263 amino acids)
Source: RefSeq, a predicted model, not a curated record
UUCACAGGCUCUGAUCGCUCCAGCAGCUGCUGGACAGUUUUCUCAUGUUUAAGUCUUUAUUAUUUUCUUUGUGAAGAAUGAAGAGCAAAGAGGACAACAACAUUAAUUCUACAGUGAAUAUCAAAAAUGAAAAACCUUCUCCAGAAAGUCGAGCAGAAGAGGAAGCGUCAACACUUUAUCACUCUUGUCUGAUGCUGCUGUGUUUUCUGAUUUUUUCUGCCCUCAUAGCUGCAAGAAUUGUCAUCACCAUGCAGAUGAGCAGGAAGACGACCAUGCAGCAGACAGAAAUCAAUAACCUAAUCAAAGAAAAUGAGAAAGUGACUGAGGAAAAUAAAAUGAUGCAGAACAAAAACAAGGAGCUGAGCCGAGAGAGAGAUGACCUGAACAAGACUCUGGAAAUCAUCCAGACGUCUUUCAGCUUUCCUGUAAAAGACUACUAUUCUAACAAAGGGUGUAAACCGUGCCAGAAGAACUGGAUUCCCUUCCAGGAAAAAUGCUACUUUUUUUUCGAAGAACCAGCUCCUUGGAAAACCUGGACAGAAAGUAGAAAGUUCUGUCAGGACAAACAUGCAGAUUUGGUUGUUAUUGAUGAUCUGGAGGAGCAGAAAUUUGUCAGCAAUCACACCAAAUUCUACUAUGACAUUUUCCAUGGAUACUGGAUGGGAUUACAACAAACUAACAACACCUGGACCUGGGUUGAUGGACGAAGAGACACUCUUGGGUUCUGGACGAAGGAGGCGCACAGUAAACCAGAAGCAAGAGCACUGCUGAUCCCAUGGAGAAACCACACAGAGAACUGGGAGAGAGAAACAGGAGGUUUUCUCUGCAAAUUCAUCUGUGAGCACGAAGCUGUUAUUUGCUCCGUCUGACUGUUCAGGCAGGAAUACGGUUCAAACUGCCUGAGCUUUAACCUCCUGAAGCCUUUAGAUGUUUCUUCAGUAUUUCCACAUAAUGUUCUUUCCUCUAUUUUAUGAAGUUCACCUGCAGUAAACAGCCCCACAACAUAAUGCUGCCACCUCCAUGUUUCACAGUUGGGAUGGUGUUCUCAGGAUUGUAAGCUUCCAAAGGACAUGUCUCCUUCUAUGUGCAUCUGCAAACUUCAAUCUGUUUUUUAAUGUUUCUUUUAAAGUAAUAGCUUCUCCCUGGCAGAGUGUCCAGUUUUAAAAAUUGUUGGUGCAAACCUGAACUGGUCUCUGUUUGCUUGCUGUCGUUGAACUUGUUGCUGUGAUACUGAGCCACACCAGGUUGGUUCCAUAAACACGGAUCCACGUAACCAGGCAGCGCCAGCAGUCAUUGUAACCAGGCGCCAUUUCAAAGAAGACUCUUAAUUUAUAACGAGACAAAACGUGUCUCCAAAUAAGCUGAGUGAAGUUGCCGCGCCCCCAACUUCUUCAAAUCUGACAAGACUGGUGUCAAAUAUUCCUGCUGUGAAAGUUUUUGCUGUGCCGCUAUAAUUUUAAGGAUAUUAAUAGAGAAGUUGCCAGAGGUCAACAGAGGUCAUCAUCAAUAUCUUAAAAGCAAAAGCAGCACAAAUGUUUGCAGAGUUAAUUGACACCAAAUUUGUUUGAUUUUAUAAAUGUGAGCGGGGAGGUUGACCUCUGAUGACCUCUGGAAACUUUUUAUUAACAAAAUGAAAGCAGCACAAAGGAACAUUUUGCUGCACCAACAUUUGACACAUUAAUAUGUUAGAUUUGAAAACGGAGGGAGGAAAAGUUCACUCAGACUUCCAAAAACUGGGAUGUAAACUUGAUUGAUUGAUUGAUUGAUUGAUUGAUUGAUUGAUUGAUUGAUUGAUUGAUUGAUUGAUUGAUUGAUUGAUUGAUUGAUUGAUUGAUGUGGUGAGUAGAGUUCGGUCGUGGCUUUCUGCAUUUACGUAAGUAACUUUGUGAAAUAAAUGCUUUGCUACUCUGUG